AUGACGACUAGGCUUAUCCCCAAACGGAUACCUCUCAAAUCUGGAGCUGGAGUUGUUAAAGCUACCAGCUGCCGCUCUAGUCAUGCUGCAGCGUAUACCAGACCGCCACUCGCCUACACAUGGCUCACGAAGUCGCCCGAAGCUAUUACCCACCAAGAUGUCCUGUCAUCACUGAAUCAGACCUCAACCGACUCCUUGAAUCAAUCCUCCUUCCCGCUUCUCCUUGUUACACCGCGCCUGGCCCAUUGGCUCGAUCCUUCGUCCCCGUUCCUGAGCGAUCUGCUUGCCGAAUUGUAUCGGAAUCACCCAGGGCCUCGAACAGUCUACGCAGCUGCAGCUGUUGUCGAUAAAAUCCCUGGCGCUACGACCGAGUCGCCCGUUUCUGACGCGCUAGAGUACGAGGGUCUGUCACUCCUAGUCGUGCAAGACGCAGGCGUACAAUGGAAAGCUACACCACCCCGUCGUAUCGGCCAGUCCGCGGGGGAGGAACCGAGCCUGACAGUAUCCAUCCACAAUGAAGUAACUGGCCAAACACCCCACGAGAUCGGCUUGCGACUUGCGCAAACAGUCUUCUUGAACGGGAAGGAGAGAACCUUUCUCGGCAUGCGCUGGACUGCGGAUGCCAAUUCUACGUAUAGACUCGACAAGUCACUAGACUUGGCAGCUUGCGCCGUUUCUUCUACGGGAAAGAAUAUCCGUGCUGGCCUGACUCUCCCGCUAGACGUCGUAACUCCACGACGGAGGGUUCUGGCCAGUAUGGGUAAUAUUAUACGGCAGGUAGCUAAAUCUACAGACUUAUCCUCCACAGAAGCAAUGCCUGCGUCGACGGAAUUGGAGAAGGAAUUGCCGCGCUAUAUCACCGAACAUAAAAUCACUGAUCGGAGGGUUUCGAUCUGGGCUUUGGUUGAGAAGCCUAAGAUCGAGCUCGUUGAUGGUUCAUCGCAUGAUCGGCUGAUUCACUCGCUCAAACAGGGUGGUAAGCUGCACCGUGUGAUGAGCGGUGGUGGUGGGUGGGGGAAGAAGCUGGGUCUUCUUUCAUUAGAUCCAGAAGCGAGCUUCCCUGAUUUCAUGGGCGAUGAUGUACCCGCUACACUAGAUAAAGUUUUUGAGUCCGACGCAACCUACGUGGAAAAAACAGUCGCUUUUGAAAAUCUCAUGAUUGGAGAUGAUCUUUCGCAUUUGUCGCAGAUCGCGACAGUUGGGGAUCUCAUUCAGUUUUUUGUUGCUGUGGAGCCCGUUCCAUCGUCUGAAGAACCAGUUUUGAUGAAAGAAGCCACUUUCACUUUCGGAAUCGUGGCUGAUGCUGAGAAAGCUGUUGUUGAAGACUUGGGGCAAGAUAAGCAUCUUGUUACGGUGGAAGAUGCUUUUGGUGCAUUGUCUGAAAAGGCAAUCACCUAUUCGCAGCCUUUACAGUUAGAGGGGGCUGUCAAGUCUACUACCAAGUUGGACAUUCCCGGUUGUCGAGUGAUAUUGACUUCUGAGAAGUGA
This is a messenger RNA of Penicillium taxi, 1488 nucleotides long. RefSeq lists its product as uncharacterized. The transcript is spliced from 2 exons. Lineage: Eukaryota; Fungi; Ascomycota; Eurotiomycetes; Eurotiales; Aspergillaceae. Bases 1 to 1488 code for a protein of 495 amino acids. The record is from RefSeq and is a predicted model, not a curated record.